AUUGCGGGUCAUUGAAACAAGGUUUGUUCGUCUCAUGUCAGGAUUUUGUUAUCCACGUUGUUCGAGAUCUCCGUUUCCGCUCAGUGUCCAUGGCAAGCAUGCCUGAGACUAUAAAGCCCUCUCGUUUGAAUGGCGGGUUUUAAUCACUAUCUCAGAUCCCACCCAAAAUGGCGCACUAUUCCAAUUCACCUGCUGUCCACAACGGACCUCCGACACAUCCUGCAUUGCAUGUCCGGGAUGCCAAAGAUGCGCACGUUGUCCUCGAGGCCGUGCGCCUCAAUAUGUUACCGCUGAUCAAGCGGCGACUUACUGCUACAGAAAGAGAGCAGUUAUCCUCUGGAAACGUCUUCGUCUGGGAAGAGGCCGAGAACGAUGGAGGACUCCUACGGUGGACAGACGGGCGCAGAUGGUCGCAAAGUCGGAUGCGUGGUGACUACCUAUUCUACGAGGAGAAGAUGGAGACAACUCAGGAAGAGAAAGAUGCUAAAGCUGCUCUAAGAGCGCUUCGUACUUCCGAUCCACUCGCCGUGGCUCCUCCGACAAACAGACGGAAGGACCGCCCAAAUCGUCCAAAUGGUCUGACGAAACAAACUUAUUCCGCAUUAGUCUACCUUCCGGGCUCAAGUCUCCCGCGUAAAUGGCAUGUCGUUGCAUACUUUACAGGGGAUGACUAUGUUCGACUUCCUGUCAUCGAGAGUUACGACUACCUUCGAAAUUUGAGGGUUCCGGGUGGCGUUUUUGUCUCUAGCAAAGCCAAUGGAUCUCGUACCGAUCGUUUCUCUUACACCGCUGAUGGAAUGGAGCCAUACAAUUCGGCAGGUCAUGCACGUGGUGCACCAAGUCAAUAUUCUGUGCUGCAAGGAACCCCCCGACGCCCUAUGUCUUCCGCUUCCUCGUCAUCAUCAAUCCCUUUAUCUCCUCCACAACAUCAUGCAAGACCUCUGCCGUCAUCAGGCGUUGCCAUGCGACCUGGAUAUGCAGAGACAUCCCUACCCAGCAUUUCGAUUCUGACCGGUCUACGUAAUACCCCAGAAUUUCGACAACCUCAUUCCUCACAAUCUAUGCAGCUCGGUCAUCCCUCUCCAACGAGCUACAGCCCCUUAUCCGCAGAGGACAGACGAGUACUCAAUAGCUUCAAAGUCGUGCUAUAACACUUCCCCCCGUCCUGGACGUUAUAUAUGUCUUGGAUUGGUUUAUUUAAACCUCAGACGUUGGAGGCGUCCUGCGUUCAUUUUAUUAUACCUUGGUAACCGCCAGUAUUUUUCUGACUUAUCUUUUAAUGUGUAACAAAUACUCUUCCCGACCAUGCAAAUUUCCCGGCCGGCGUGACUGACAAGGCAUCGUAAAGAACGUAUCAGGUCUUAUAUGGCGCUCAGUCCUCGGACAAGUUCUAAAUGCCAGAACAAACGUCAUGGAGAUUUCAUUUCCGUG
Molecule: messenger RNA, 1431 nt
Organism: Suillus clintonianus
Lineage: Eukaryota; Fungi; Basidiomycota; Agaricomycetes; Boletales; Suillaceae
Product: Gti1/Pac2 family-domain-containing protein
Exons: 5
Coding region: 168-1151 (327 amino acids)
Molecular function (GO): DNA binding
Source: RefSeq, a predicted model, not a curated record